This is a messenger RNA of Arabidopsis lyrata subsp. lyrata, 1701 nucleotides long. RefSeq lists its product as uncharacterized. The record is from RefSeq and is a predicted model, not a curated record. The coding region runs from base 651 to 1154 and encodes 167 amino acids. The transcript is spliced from 3 exons. NCBI's taxonomy places the organism in Eukaryota, Viridiplantae, Streptophyta, Magnoliopsida, Brassicales, Brassicaceae.
CACGAUCGCGACCAAUUAGGGUUACACAAGACAUCUUAGGAUCAUAAUUUGAAGCGUCAGAAAUUUAAUCUCGAUGAGCAAUGCGAAGAGAAUUCGUCGUCAACGGGAUUACGCAAGGAACGAGUAGUUAUGAUUUGAUUUGAUUUUUUGAAUCUUCCGGAAUUUGGAUUUGAUAACUUUAUCUAUGUUUUUAAGAAAAAAGAUUACGAUUUUGACUUGACGAAAGUAGUACUUUAACCAAAUUUAACCGAUGGAGAUCAAAGUUAAUUAACAAGCACAAUGAUGAUAAGGUUUUAUAAAAAUCAUCUACUAGUUCAGUUUGUCUCUACACGAAUUUUCUCUCUUGGAGGCUUUGCGCCCGAAAAUUUCUUAGUCACUUUCUUCCUCAUCCUGCAAAACAGAAGAAGACAUCAACUGUUCCAAUUUAUUCUCUCCGACUAUGAAAACCAAAAACUGAAGGAUAUAUAUAGAGCACGGCAUAACUGAAGCUUAUUAAUUUAAUUAAUCUGUUUUAGUAUUAUGUAAUUGGCCUCUUUUAUGAACCGCCGGAGAAAAAAGAGGGACCUUUUAAUCUUCAAUUCAAGGAUAGAAGAAAGAAACAGAGAGAAUUAGGGUUACGUACCCUGGCAUAUCUGUAUUAGUUAAGAGUUAUGGAUCCGCAGGUGGUGGUCGAUAAGAAAUCUGAGGAGCCUGAUCUGAAGCGUCAGAAGCUGGACGAGGUCGAUGAGAAAUGCGAAGAGAUGUCGUCGUACAGCGAUUCUACGUGUAGUUUCGAUUCGGAAGAUGAACGAUUGGUCAAAGAAGAACUCAACAGAAGCGGGGAUUACGACUUUGACACCACGAAGCAAAGACGCUUUGUAAUGCGCUAUCCUGUUAACUUCGAGGAUAGCGAUGUUGUUGAUGAACCGGACACCGACGGAGAUUUGGUCCACCGAUUAUCCAAGAUUGCUCUUCAGAAACACAAUGAGUAUAACUUGACAAAUCUUGAAUUAGUGAGAGCUGUCAAGGCUAAUCGCCAUUAUGGCGCGGGAUUCAUUUUCUACAUCACCUUCGAGGCCAAGGAUAAUGAUUCUCACAUUAUUAUACCUUUUCAAGCUACCGUUCGCUACCUUCCACUGCAGGUAACCGUCUACCGUGUCAACCCUAAACCAUAAUUAGAUUGGUAAGCUCUCAAACUUUUGUUGGACUCAAUCUCCCAUUCUCUUCUCUUUACACUUCUAUCUAGUCGCCGUUAUAUCAAUGUCAUCCUUCCUCUAUAUAUCUUCCUUAAAGAUGCAUCGGUUUAGAAUCAGGCAUAUACAGUACUAUGUAUAAGUUGUUAUUGAUCUGUGUUUUGGGGUUAAACUUGCUUCUGUAUGUGUUUAGGACCAAGUAGUGGCGGAUGUAACAGGGAUGAAUGUUAUUAGAUUGGAGUGUCGGUGCAUCUGAUCUUUUGGAAUCGGGUUGUUCCUUAGUAUAAUGAUAUUCUACUCAACUUUAUAUUAUCUGCAAACUUCUUUACUGUUACUGGGAUAAACUUAUGCAUCUUUUACUCUUGUACCAUUAAGUUGUGUGUAUCUUUAACUUCUAUUGCGACAAGUUGUUUACUUUAAAAAAAAAAGAUUUUUGGUAGCUUGUAUCUUUUAUUGGUUAUACCUAGCGAGAAAUGUCAUUCUGUUGGACACAACAUGGUUAUACUAUCAUAGCUUAUUUGCUUCCUCA